Messenger RNA from Trichoplusia ni (cabbage looper), 4913 nucleotides. It is a transcript of the gene fliI, whose product is annotated as protein flightless-1. Lineage: Eukaryota; Metazoa; Arthropoda; Insecta; Lepidoptera; Noctuidae. The transcript has 23 exons. Gene Ontology annotation, molecular function: phosphatidylinositol-4,5-bisphosphate binding; actin filament binding. Gene Ontology annotation, biological process: actin filament severing; actin polymerization or depolymerization; barbed-end actin filament capping. Gene Ontology annotation, cellular component: nucleus; cytoplasm; actin cytoskeleton. The record is from RefSeq and is a predicted model, not a curated record. Bases 100 to 3825 code for a protein of 1241 amino acids.
CAAAUAUCAUCUGUGCGACCGAGAUUUAAAUGUCAAAUUUUUAUCUGACAACUUUUUUACGGAGAACCAAUGUAAUUUCAUAAAUAAAACGGUGUAAACAUGGCAAAUACGGGCUUAUUGCCGUUUGUUCGAGGCGUAGACUUUACUUGUAACGAUUUCAGUGAUGAUAAAUUUCCCGAUGCUAUUCGGUACAUGACUGGUCUACAAUGGCUUAGGCUUGACAAAACUAAUUUGACUGAUAUUCCAGAGGAAUUAGGAAAGUUGAUGAAAUUGGAAAACCUAUCAUUAAAGAAGAAUAGUUUAGAGAAGUUGUUUGGGGAGUUGACUGAGCUGAAAUGUCUUCGCUCUCUGAACGUAAGACACAACAAGGUGAAGAGUUCAGGGAUCCCGGCUGAGCUCUUCAGGCUGGAGGAGUUGACGACAUUAGACCUCUCACAUAAUAGACUGAAGGAAGUUCCUGAAGGAUUGGAGAAGGCCAAGUCUUUAUUAGUGUUAAAUCUCAGCCAUAAUAAAAUUGAGAGUAUACCACCUACAUUAUUUGUGCAACUGACGGAUCUAUUGUUUCUGGAUCUGUCUCACAAUCUCCUUGAGACUUUGCCCCCUCAGACCAGGAGGCUGGCGAACCUGCAGACUCUUAUACUUAAUGAUAACCCACUUGGAGUGUUUCAGUUGAGGCAACUACCAUCACUACAGAGUCUGGAGACGCUACACAUGCGCAACACUCAGAGAACUCUAGCAAAUCUCCCGGCUUCUCUUGACACUUUAUCAAACCUGACAGAUGUAGACCUAUCUAAGAAUGCCCUGACCAAAGUUCCUGAUGCCUUAUACUCACUGCUAAGCCUCAAGAGACUGAACCUAAGCGAUAAUGAGAUCACAGAAGUAUCAGCAGCUAUGGACAACUGGCAGAAACUGGAGAGCCUAAACCUAUCCCGUAACAACUUGACCGCAUUACCGGCAUCGAUGUGCAAGCUUCAGAACCUGAGGCGGCUUCAUGUGGACGAUAAUAAGUUGGACUUCGAGGGCAUACCGUCUGGCAUCGGGAAGUUGGGCAGUCUGGAGGUGUUCUCAGCUGCUAACAACGUGCUGGAGAUGAUCCCAGAGGGACUGUGCAGAUGUGGGUCUUUAAAGAAGUUGAACUUAAGUUGCAACAAGCUGAUAACUCUACCCGAUGCCAUACACCUGCUGAGCGACCUCGAGAGCCUGCAACUCCACGGCAACCCCGAGCUUGUGAUGCCGCCGAAGCCGGUCGAGAGACCAAGAGGAGCUGGACUCCAGUAUUAUAACAUCGACUUCUCGCUGCAAGCUCAACUUCAACUGGCUGGCGCAGCUACCAAUGAACCAACGACCCCUAAUAGUGUUAAGUCCGACCCGAUAGCGCGUAAGCUGCGGCUGCGCCGCGGCCGCGCGGAGCCCGAGCAGCGUGACUCGGCGCUCAUCCUGCGCGGCAUGCAGGAGCAGGCCAACACGCAGCACAACGACCAGCGCCUGGACCAGCGGAACUCCGAGCUCAAGCCUAAGCGUUGGGACGAGAGUUUAGAGAAGCCCCCGCUAGACUAUUCCGAGUUUUUCGAUGAGGACACGGGGCAGACGCCCGGCCUUCAAGUUUGGGAGAUCGAGAACUUUAUACCUGCACCCGUUGAUGAGGUUGCUCACGGCAAGUUCUUCGAGGGUGACUGUUACAUAGUGCUGAAGACUGCGGUCGAGGAACAGGGCCAGCUGUCAUGGGAUAUACACUUCUGGAUCGGGUCUAAGGCUACCUUGGACAAGGCGGCGUGCGCGGCCAUGCACGCGGUGAACCUGCGCAACCUGCUGGGCGCCAAGCGCACGCAGCGCCACGAGCAGGCUGACGAGGCGCCCGACUUCCUCGCGCUGUUCCCCAUCCCGCCCGUCUACAUACAGGGCAGCCACACGCCCUCCGGCUUCUUCACGGUGGAUGAUCCGCACUACGUGACCCGCCUGUACCGCGUGCAUGGCGCGGGCAACACCAUCCAUCUUGAGCCAGUGGCCGUGCAGGCGGACUCGCUGGACCCACGAUACGUGUUCGUUCUCGACACCGGACUCGUUAUCUAUCUCUGGUACGGCAAAAAAGCAAAGAACACGUUGAAGUCCAAAGCUAGGCUAUUCGCGGAGAAGAUAAACAAAGAAGAGAGGAAGAACAAGGCGGAGCUGAUCGCGGAGCCACCCGGCAAGGAGCCCAACAGCUUCUGGGAGACGCUCGGCUACGAGGGUGACAUGCCUUAUGUACCACAAGAGCACGUGGGCGCGGACUUCAGCUGGGCGGCGGCGCGCCUGUACCGCGUGGAGCUGGGCAUGGGCUACCUGGAGCUGCCGCAGCCCGACGACUCGCCGCUCGCCAAGGGAGUGCUCGCCACCAGGAACGUCUACAUCCUGGACGCGCAUGUCGACGUGUUCGUCUGGUUCGGCAAGAAGUCAUCUCGUCUAGUCCGCGCGGCGGCGGUGAAGCUCGCUCAGGAACUGUUCAACAUGGUGGCCCGGCCGCCGCACGCACUGGUCACCAGGCUGCAGGAGGGGACCGAGACACAAGUUUUCAAAACAUACUUCCUUGGAUGGGAUGAAGUGAUAGCUGUGGACUUCACGCGAACAGCCGAGUCCGUAGCCAGGACCGGCGCGGACCUCGCCAGCUGGGCCAAGCAGCAAGAGACCAAGGCGGACCUAUCUGCAUUAUUCACUCCGCGCCAGCCUGCGAUGGGCAGCGCUGAGGCCAAGACACUGGCGGACGAGUGGAACGAGGACCUGGAGGCCAUGGAGGCCUUCGUGCUGGAGGGCCGACACUUUGUGCGCUUACCUGACGCGGAGCUCGGCGUGUUCUACAGCUGCGACUGCUAUGUGUUCCUGUGCAGAUAUGUGUUGCCCGCUGAGCCAGAAGACGAGACCGAUGCCACGAACCCGUGCGAGGCCUCGGACUCUGAGUCUGAGGCGGCGACGUGGGUGGUGUACUUCUGGCAAGGCCGGCGCGCGCCCAACAUGGGCUGGCUGACGUUCACGUUCGGGCUCGAGCGCAAGUUCAAGCAGCUCUGCAAGCGACUCGACGUCGUCAGGACGCACCAGCAGCAGGAGAGCCUCAAGUUCAUGGCGCACUUUCACAGGCGGUUCAUCAUCAGGGACGGCAAGAGGAAUCAGAAACCAGAGAGCGGUCGGCAGCCGGUGGAGCUGUUCGAGCUGCGCAGUAACGGCUCGGCGCUGUGCACGAGGCUUGUGCAGGUCAAGGCGGACGCCACACAGCUUAACAGCGCAUUCUCAUACAUUUUGAACGUGCCUCUAGAGGGCGCAAACGACACGUCUUCCGCGAUAGUGUACGCGUGGAUCGGCAGCAAGACCGACGCGGAUUCAGCAAGACUCAUCGAGCAGAUUGCAGAGGAGAAGUUCAAUAACCCCUGGGUCAGCUUACAGGUACUGACUGAAGGCAGCGAGCCAGACAACUUCUUUUGGGUAGCACUGGGAGGUCGUAAGCCAUACGAUACCGACGCCGACUACCUGAACUACACGCGACUGUUCCGCUGCUCCAACGAAAAGGGUUACUUCACUGUCUCCGAAAAGUGCACAGACUUCUGUCAGGAUGACCUUGCAGACGACGACAUCAUGAUUCUGGACAACGGAGAUCAAGUAUUCUUGUGGCUCGGCGCUAAGUGCUCUGAAGUCGAAAUCAAGUUAGCUUACAAGUCGGCACAGGUAUACAUCCAACACAUGAAGUCGAUGCAACCUGACAAGCCGCGCAAGCUCUUCCUGACGCUGAAGAACAAGGAGUCGCGACGGUUCACCAAGUGCUUCCACGGCUGGGGGGAGCACAAGAGGCCGCCGGAAUAAUAAACACCACAUAGAUCUGCUGCUAUUGCCACAACCUAACCCUAGAUUCUACGCGUGAUGUUAGCUACUAAGUACUUUUGAGGCAUAUUUCCUAUAAAAAGACAGUUGUUCCAGUUUUCCCUUAUGAUACGGAACUAAAUCACCCGACGCUUCCAAAUAUAUAUAUAAAGAAAAUUUUACACAAAUUACUCUUAAAGCAACGAAAAUAUUUUAUAAAAUGUAAGUAAGUCUACCAUGAACUUAGUUUUAAUGUUGCAGAUGUUAGGAAUUAACAGUGCAAUACCAAGUAUUACUAAUAAAUUUUAACUAUUUAUUACUCCAAAUUAACAAUAAGAAUAGUUGAUAUAUUCUAGAACAAACAGUUUUUGACACCAUAUUGUAUUUAAAACUCAAGUAGUUUUUGUAUCAACAUGUAAGGCCAAGAAUUUUUUGUCUUUGGAUUAAAAUAGCAAACUAAUAUUUUGGAAUAAAGACUUUAAUUAGGUAAUGUUCUGGUUGCAUCUUUUUGGAAUUAUAAUGAAUUAUUUCUUUUCCUAUUUUAAACUUAUCUUGUCCUUUAUAGUAUAUUAUCAUUUAUGUUUUCUUAACCACCAAAUAUAAAAUCAUAACAUAUAUCAUUUUAUCGCAGUUUUAGAAUAAGUGUCUGUUUGUUAAAAAUGAAAGACUGAAUCAUGCCAUUUACUCAUUUAUUUGAACUUUCAUUUUUAAAAUAUUAAGCACAAGUGUGAUGAGAUUCCACAAACUAUUAUUGCUACAUUUGUAAGAGUAACUUUUGACUAGAUUAGCAAAUAUUGCCUUUGUGUUACUCCUUUGACAAAUGGAGUUGGUCAGCAUUUUUGUAAAUGCAUUUAUGGUAAACUUGAUUAAUGUAUCUUAUUGAGUCAGCUGUAUAUAGAAUGCUGUUUGAACAUCAUGAUCAUUUUAUUAUGCUGUAUCUAUGUAAAUCAUGUAAAUAAGAAUAGAAUUUUAAUAUAAUAAAUUCAUAAAUCAUACAAAAUUCAUAAGUAUUGUGUACAAUGCUAUUUGGAUGUUGAGCACAAAAUUUUAAUGUUUUUGUAACAAUCCUUGUAAUAAAAUGUAACAAUAAA